AUGGUCAAUGGCACCGCCACAUCUGUCGAGCAGGAUGCUCCCACAAAGGUCCCGAUUCUCCUGAAAGGAGACAUCACGCCAGCUGUCAUGCGUGAAUACGAGGAUGCCUGCAAAGGCUACUUCGAGCACAAGUCUGUCGAUGCUGCGACACAAGUUCACAAGAUAAUUGCAGGCCUCAAGGACCCAUGCAUCAAAGACUGGAUCACUGGUGACUGCAACCGCAUUCAGGCGUUAUCGUUUGACGAGUUCAUGCACGAAUUUUGGUCCUACCUUGACAAGGACUAG
This is a messenger RNA of Sparassis crispa, 285 nucleotides long. RefSeq lists its product as hypothetical. The transcript has a single exon. Lineage: Eukaryota; Fungi; Basidiomycota; Agaricomycetes; Polyporales; Sparassidaceae. The record is from RefSeq and is a predicted model, not a curated record. Bases 1 to 285 code for a protein of 94 amino acids.